This is a messenger RNA of Oryctolagus cuniculus (rabbit), 4493 nucleotides long. It is a transcript of the gene MANBA, whose product is annotated as mannosidase beta. Gene Ontology annotation, biological process: carbohydrate metabolic process; glycoprotein catabolic process. Gene Ontology annotation, molecular function: beta-mannosidase activity. NCBI's taxonomy places the organism in Eukaryota, Metazoa, Chordata, Mammalia, Lagomorpha, Leporidae. The record is from RefSeq and is a predicted model, not a curated record.
GGGGCCAGGCCCCGGGGGCGGGUCCCGCGGCCCGCGGGCGCCGAGAGCUAGAUCUUGGGCUUCUUCCGAGCGGUCCGAGUGGCUUUCCCUUGGGUCCGCACCUGCGUCAGGAGCCAACCGCUCUGGUCUCUGUAGCAGCGGGUUCCCGAGAUGCGCCUGCAUCUGUUCCUGCUGCUCGCGCUGUGCCCGGCGAGCUGCACCGCCCGGACGCUCAUCUACAGUCUGCGGGGGAGCUGGAGGAUCCGCAACCAGAACGGCUCGCUACAGCUGCUCGGGACGGUCCCCGGCUGCGUGCACAGCGCCCUGUUCCAGGGGGGCCUGAUCCAGGAUCCUUACUACAGAUUUAAUGACCUGGAGUACCGAUGGAUCUCCUUGGAUAACUGGACCUAUAGCAAGGAAUUUAAAAUCCCCUUUGAUAGUAGCAAAAGGCAAAAGGUGAACUUGAUUUUUGAUGGAGUUGAUACGGUCACCAAAAUUAUUUUCAAUAAUGUCACUAUUGGGAAAACAGACAACAUGUUCAAUGAAUAUAAGUUUGAUAUUACCCGUGUGGUCAGAGAUGUGAACACCCUUGAACUGCGUUUCCAGUCUGCAGUAUUGUAUGCGGCACAGCGGAGCCAAGCUCACCCUGGCUACCAGGUGCCCCCUAUGUGCCCUCCAUCAGUGCAGAAUGGCGAAUGCCAUGUCAACUUUAUUCGAAAGGAGCAGUGUUCCUUCAGCUGGGACUGGGGGCCUUCCUUCCCUACCCAGGGCAUCUGGAGAGAUGUUAGAGUGGAAGCCUAUGACAUCUGUCACCUGCACUACUUGACGUUUUCCACACUCUAUGAUAACAGUGCCAAGGAGUGGAAUCUUGAAAUACAGUCUUCUUUUGAUGUUGUCAGCUCAAAGCCAGUUGGUGGUCAAGUGAUCGUAACCAUCCCUAAAUUGCAUACGCAGCAAACACGUGAUAUUUACCUUCAACCUGGGGAAAGGAUUGUCGAUCUACUUGUGAAAAUCAGCAAGAAUACUUCUGUAGAAACAUGGUGGCCUCAUGGACAUGGAAACCAGACUGGGUACAAUAUGACAAUUCGUUUUGAACUAGAAGGAGGUUUAACUAUAGAAAAAUCAGCUAGGGUUUACUUCAGGACAGUAGAACUUGUAGAAGAGCCCAUAGAAGGGUCUCCUGGCUUGAGUUUCUACUUCAAAAUUAAUGGACUUCCCAUGUUUCUGAAAGGCUCAAACUGGAUCCCAGUAGAUUCAUUCCAGGAUCGAGUAACUUCUGAUACGCUACGGCUUCUUUUGCAGUCUGUUGUGGAUGCGAACAUGAACACCCUGCGGGUGUGGGGAGGAGGAGUUUACGAGCAGGAUGAAUUCUAUGAGCUGUGUGAUGAGCUGGGAAUAAUGAUAUGGCAGGAUUUCAUGUUUGCCUGCGCCCUCUAUCCAACCGACCAGGGCUUCCUGGACUCUGUGAGAGCAGAAGUUGCCUACCAGGUCAGGAGACUGAAAUUUCAUCCCUCCAUCAUCAUCUGGAGUGGCAAUAAUGAAAAUGAAGCAGCGCUGAUGAUGAACUGGUAUUCAAUAAAACCCAGUGACCUGAAAACCUACAUGAAUGACUAUGUGACUCUGUAUGUGAAAAACAUGAGAGAAGUCAUCUUCUCAGGAGACAAGAGUCGUCCAUAUAUUAUAUCCAGUCCUACAAAUGGGGCCAAAACCAUCGCAGAAGGUUGGAUUUCUGACAACCCGUACAGCAAGCAUUUUGGUGACGUACAUUUUUAUGACUACAGCAGUGACUGCUGGGAUUGGAAAAUUUUCCCAAAAGCUCGAUUUGUAUCUGAAUAUGGAUAUCAGUCCUGGCCUUCCUUCAGCACCUUAGAAAAGGUCUCGUCUAAAGAGGACUGGUCUUACAGUAGCAAAUUUUCACAUCAUCGACAACAUCAUAUGAAUGGUAACUCCGAAAUGCUUCUUCAGGCCACAUAUCAUUUCAGCCUCCCUAAAAACACAGAUCCAGUACGGAAAUUUAAAGAUACCAUCUACCUUACUCAGGUGGUACAGGCCCAGUGUGUCAAAACAGAAACUGAAUUCUACCUCCGCAGCCGCAGUGAGAUAGUGAAUGGAGAAGGGCACACCAUGGGGGCACUUUAUUGGCAGCUGAAUGACAUCUGGCAGGCUCCAUCCUGGGCCUCUCUAGAGUACGGGGGCAAGUGGAAGAUGCUUCACUACUUCGCUCGGCGUUUCUUCGCUCCGCUGCUGGCCGUGGGCUUUGAGAGCCAGAGCGCGUUAAACAUCUAUGGCGUGUCGGAUCUCCACUCCAACUGCAAAGUCAGGCUCACCGUGCGAGUCCACUCCUGGAGCUCCCUGCAGCCUGUGUGCUCGCUUGUCACUAGCCAGCUUGUGAUCAAAGCCGGGAAGGCCGUCCCCCUCUAUAAGGAGCCCGUGUCGAAACUGACGAACCGAUGUGGGAAUUGUACGCGGAAAAGCUGCGUGGUUUCCUUUUUCCUUUCAACCGAUUCGGAGCUCUUCAGCCCAACAAACUAUCACUUCCUGUCCUCCCUGAAUGAGGCCGUGGGGCUCCUGGAGGCGCACAUCACUGCCAACAUCUCUCAGAAGGGUGACAUGUUCAUUUUUGAUCUGAAAACCUCCGCUGUUGCUCCCUUUGUGUGGUUGGAUGUGGGAAGCAUCCCAGGGAGAUUUAGUGACAAUGGCUUCCUCAUGACUGAGAAGACAAGAACUGUCUUAUUUCACCCUUGGAAACCCACCAGCAAGAGUGAAUUGGAGCAAUCUUUUCAUGUGACCUCCUUACGAGAUAUUUAUUGAGUGAAUCCAGGUUGUAUUUUCAGUGGACACUGGGAAUAAAGUCCUUCUGAAGCCAGCUGGAGAGGAAGGCAGCCGGAGACAAGUAGAAGAAGCCACGAGACGCAUCUGCCUGCUGCCACACAUCUGACCCAUCACUGUUUCAGGAGUCUGUGCCAUGAAUUCUUUCAGGGAAGGCUGUUUGCCCAGGUGAUGUCCUCAAACAAGUCUGCACCAAGGUGUUCUAGACUCUGUGUCAGCACUGGGUGUUUGGCCCUUCACCUCACGACGUUAGUGUUACAUGAACCAGUUAUAAUCAGAUGAUUCCCAAAAUCUGACUGUGGCAGUGUCUGUGGAACCUAACGGGGGAAGGUUUCAAGGUCGCUCAGGCCUUUCCUAGUUAGCUUUGAGAUAUGCUGAAUAAUUGAAAUGAAGUGCCUUGUUCGUUCCAGAGGAAUGGAGGUCCAAAUGUCCAUGGAGCUGUCUUGGUGGUAUCUCAUUGAUUGUCAUUGCCAGGCAGUUUAGGAGUUGAUUGUUAUCAUUUGGUAACUUUCUUGGAUGAGAUUCUUUUUUUCAUUUGUGGAUUUGGUUAUAAAAUAUUGUUUUAAAAAUAACUUUUUUAAAAGGCUGUUAGAUCAUUUUUCUUUGAAAAAUAAGCUCACAUUGAAGUGAAUGUUGCUACAGUUCAGGAGAGAAAGGAAAUCCCCCUUCUCCCCUCUGAAGUUUUGCUGCACUGAAUGGUAGACAGAUUAACCAAAGAAAAACCCGCACUCAAAUGGACCAUAGUUCAAUAAAACAUAUAUGGUUAUAUAAAACAAAGGGUCAAUGGUUGAAGCUCAAAUACAUUCUUCAAAGGGGAAAGAGGGGUGUGGGGGUGCUGUUGGCAAGGUUAGACGUGUAGUAAAUGAUGUUACAACAAAUGGAUGAUCCCACAAUGCAGACCGUGGUCUGAGCUCCGGGGGAGGUGGAGAUGAGGUACAGGAAGGUGAUGGUGGAACUUCCUGGGAACCAAAGAUGUCUUGUUCUUUGUGUUUGUCGGAGCUGCCCUCUGGAGAUGAGAGGAAGCGUCUGUUUGUGCCUGGUGAUGACUUUCAGUCUCGUCUCUUCUCUGCUCGUUAAUCUUGCCUGGUUAAUUGAUGAGAUUCCUAGGGAAACUUAAGACAGUUGCAUUUUUCUUUGGAAGAAGUUUCCUCUGUCCUGGAGGGAAGUGCAGAGACAGCAUCUCCCCGAGCUCGGAGGGAAGAGCAAGGGCAGGUACGAGAGACUUUGGUUCUAAGGCAGCUUCUGAGGCCUUCCAAUUCGCUUUGACUCAGAGUGCUCAGCAUUUCAAAGCAUCACACUUCGGAAUAUCCUAUUUUGAGCCCCAACAGUGGAUAUUUUGGAAGUUUUUGGAUGUCCUGGCAGGGGUCAUCACCCCUGAUUGGGUCUGGACUUCAGAUUUGGGUAAAUUACAUCAGCUUUCCAGUACGAAGGCUGGAAACUGGAUGCAGAUUUACUCUCAUAGCAGCAAAAUGAUUCCUUUAGAUUGAAUUGAAAUCUAUUUAUACUGAUUAUAAAGUGCUAUAAAAUUAUUAUACACUAUCACAUAAAAUUAAUGUGAUAGUAUAAGGAAUAGGGCAACAGGUUAAUCAGUAGUUAAUAAGGGUAAAGGUAUGUGGACAAUCUUUUGCAGGUUUUCUGUAAACUUGAGAUUAUAUCAAAAUAAAAUUACAUAAAUUGCAUUGACA